This is a messenger RNA of Tribolium madens (black flour beetle), 1391 nucleotides long. Its product is annotated as BTB/POZ domain-containing protein KCTD9. The coding region runs from base 83 to 1258 and encodes 391 amino acids. The transcript is spliced from 3 exons. Gene Ontology annotation, molecular function: protein binding. The record is from RefSeq and is a predicted model, not a curated record. Gene Ontology annotation, biological process: protein homooligomerization; intracellular signal transduction. Lineage: Eukaryota; Metazoa; Arthropoda; Insecta; Coleoptera; Tenebrionidae.
CGUGACGUCACGCCACUUGACACCUAACAUUCCGAUUUCCCUGAAUUCUCCAAAUUCUUGUUAGAAUUUAAUUUUUAGGAGAAUGAGUGAAAAACGUGUGGUGAUAUUCAAAAACGGAACAAACACGAACGGGGAGGUUUUCAUACUUCCGCAAACCUUGGAAGAGUUAAUGAGCCAGGCAUAUUUAAAAUUUAAUACGAAAGUCCGUCGCUUAUUUAUCGAAGACGGGACUGAAGUGAACGAAAUUUCUUUUAUACGCAAUAAUGACAAUUUGUACAUAUCAAAUGGUGAAGACUUCACACCUCCUCCUAAAAAUGCAACAAAAAGAGUGAAGUGUUCAGAUUGGGUAACUCUGAAUGUUGGUGGAAAGUAUUUCACAACGUCUAAAAGCACUCUAACAACCAAAGAACCGGACAGUAUGUUAGCAAGGAUGUUUGCUGGUGAUGAAGAUGGUUACUUGUUCACUCCAAGCAAUAUUGACAAAAAUGGAGCAUUCCUAAUUGAUAGAAGUCCUUUAUACUUUGAGCCUAUAAUUAAUUACUUAAGAAAUGGUCAAUUAAUUUAUGAUGGUAACAUAAACCCUGAAGGAAUCCUAGAAGAGGCGCGAUUUUUUGGUAUUGAGUCAAUAAUCCCAACCUUGGAACAGAUAAUUAACCAACAGAAUGUAAAUAGAGACAAUUUACCCCUAACUCGACGUGAUGUGAUAGACGCCUUAAUCAGAAGUGCCUACACUACUGAAUUACGGUUCCAAGGAGUCAAUUUAUCAGGCGCUGAUUUAAGUAAAUUGGAUUUGCGAUAUAUUAAUUUCAAGUACGCUAAUUUACAAGGCUGCAAACUCACGGGCUCUAAUUUGAGUUACUGUUGUCUGGAAAGAGCCGACCUGUCUUAUGCAAACUUGGAUGGGGCCCAACUUUUAGGUGUUAAAUGCCUCUGUGCCAACCUAGAGGGCGUUAGUAUGAAAAAUUCAAAUUUCAAAGACCCGGCCGGGGGCAGAGCCAAUAUGGAGGGCGUCAACCUAAAAGGGGCGAAUUUGGAAGGGAGCGACAUGGGUGGUGUCAAUCUAAGGGUGGCUACCUUAAAGAACGCUAAUUUACAAAACUGUGACCUCCGAGCGGCCGUUUUAGCAGGGGCGGAUUUGGAGUUUUGCGACUUGUCAGGUAGCGAUUUGCUUGAAGCUAACUUGAGAGGGGCUAAUUUAAAGGAUGCAUCGUUUGAAUUGAUGCUAACUCCCCUUCACAUGUCUCAAACGAUUCGUUAAAAGUGGUUGUGAUUUAAUUUUGUAUAAAUUUAUUGUUAAUAAAUUAGUUUAGGUUGCGUAUUGUAGAUACACUCCCAAAUAUUCAAUUUUUGAUGUAAUUUUUAAUUAAAAGUGAAAUAAAGGUGAAGUGUUA